This is a messenger RNA of Hemicordylus capensis (graceful crag lizard), 811 nucleotides long. RefSeq names its product HOP homeobox (gene HOPX). The coding region runs from base 437 to 658 and encodes 73 amino acids. Gene Ontology annotation, biological process: regulation of transcription by RNA polymerase II; cell differentiation. Gene Ontology annotation, cellular component: nucleus. NCBI's taxonomy places the organism in Eukaryota, Metazoa, Chordata, Lepidosauria, Squamata, Cordylidae. Gene Ontology annotation, molecular function: DNA binding. The transcript is spliced from 3 exons. The record is from RefSeq and is a predicted model, not a curated record.
CCCACAACACGCCACACUCUGCAAGGGAAGCCAACAAUCCGCAUCCUCCAUUCCGGCUCUUUCGUCUGCUCCUAAGGAAUCCUGCUUUGUUUUAUGGGAAGACAAGAGUGGGGGAAUUGCAGCUCAGAAGAGUUUAGCAGAUAUAUUUGGAGACUUUUUCUGCUUAAGCAAGCUGACUGCCAAACCUGAAUUGCCAGCAGGGAGAGCGAAUAAGCUAACAGCUAAGCAGCUGCUGUGAGUUUCAGCCUGCCUGUGGUGCAGGUUUUUCAAGUCACACACACCUGCCUGACACACUCUUUCAUUCACACACACACACGUGCGGUUUGAGGUACCCGCCUGCACAGGUACUUAAACAUUCACCUAGGACCAGAGCUGUUUAAAGAAGAUCUGAUUGCUUCCCAGUUUGCAGUGAUUGUCUGGCCGGUGCAAAGAGAAAAUGUCCGCAGAAACGGCCAUCAGCCCCACAGAGGAACAGCUGGAGAUCUUGGAAUACAACUUUAGCAAAGUGAACAGGCACCCUGACCCAACCACCCUUUGCCUCAUUGCUGCGGAGGCAGGACUGUCUGAGGAAGAGACCCUGAAAUGGUUCAAGAAGCGCCUUGCGGAGUGGAGGAAAUCAGAAGGGCUCCCUUCAGAGUCUGGGUCUGUCAGAGACUGACUUGAACUUGCUUUCUGGAGACAACCCUGGAAAACUGUUGUGGAACAUGUUACUAUCAAAACUAAUUUUUCUGUUAUUUAACCUGCCGCCUUAUUUAAACUGUACAUAACCUGAGGGGGGAAAUAAUAAUGAUAUAAAAUCAUAUAUACUGGU